GGAUGAAAAUCGGUGUUGCACGCGGCGGGCACGAGCGGAAGCCGCAUUUGUUGUUCUUCCCUGUGUUUCCGAGACGUAGCGGGACUGCGCGGGUUCGACGUCUGCAUAUGUCUCCUCCAGCUCCGCCGGUGAACCGUCUUCUACCGGCCCCGAAUGAAGAUUAACAGGUAUGCCAAAGGAAAAAUAUGACCCUCCAGAUCCCCGCAGAUGUUACACCAUCAUGUCAGCCGAGGAUGCAGCCAAUGGGAAGAAGUCUUACUGGGCUGAGCUGGAGAUCUCUGGGCGGGUGAGGAGUCUGAGCAGCUCGUUGUGGACGCUCACUCACCUGACGGCGCUGCACAUCAACGACAACAACCUGAGCCGCAUCCCGCCGGACAUCGCCAAGCUGCCCAACCUGGUCUACCUGAACCUGUCGUCCAAUAAGCUCCGGAGCCUGCCCGCCGAACUGGGCAACAUGGUCUCUCUCAGGGAAUUGCUUUUAAACAACAAUCUUUUGCGAGUUCUGCCUUAUGAACUUGGGAGGCUUUUCCAGUUACAAACCCUGGGGCUGAAAGGAAAUCCUUUGUCCCAAGAUAUCCUCAAUCUGUACCAGGAGCCGGACGGAACCAGAAAGCUUUUGAACUACAUGCUCGACAAUCUAGCGGUGCACCCGGAGCAGCUCCCCCAAAGACCUUGGAUCACGCUGAAAGAGCGAGACCAAGUGAUGCCCACAGCCGUGUUCACGGUCAUGUGCUACAACGUGCUGUGUGACAAGUACGCCACGCGGCAGCUGUACGGCUACUGUCCGUCCUGGGCCCUCAACUGGGAGUACCGGAAGAAAGGCAUCAUGGAGGACAUCACCAACUGUGACGCUGACAUCAUCAGUCUGCAGGAGGUGGAGACAGAGCAGUACUACACCAUGUUUCUGGAAACGCUAAAGGAGCACGGCUACGACGGCUACUUCUGUCCAAAGUCUCGUGCCAAACUGGUUUCUGAACAGGAGAGGAAACACGUGGACGGCUGCGCUGUGUUCUUCAAGACUGAGAAGUUUACGUUGGUCCAGAAACACACUGUGGAGUUCAACCAGGUGGCCAUGGCCAACUCCGAGGGCUCCGAGGUCAUGCUGAACAGAGUGAUGACCAAAGACAACAUCGGCGUGGCCGUUCUGCUCGAGGUUAACAAGGACGUGUUCUCCGGCGGCAUGAAGCCACCACAGGAGAAGCAGUUGAUUCUGGUGGCCAACGCCCACAUGCACUGGGACCCCGAGUACUCGGACGUUAAGUUGAUUCAAACCAUGAUGUUCCUGUCGGAGCUGAAGAGCAUCGCUGAGAGGGCCUCGGGCUCCAUAGCGACCGGCUCGCCCACGUCCGACCCGUCCUCCAUCCCCAUCGUCCUGUGUGCUGACCUCAACUCGCUGCCCGACUCUGGGGUGGUUGAAUACCUGAGCAACGGAGGGGUGGCCGAGAACCACAAGGACUUCAAGGAGCUACGCUACAGGGAAUGUCUGACCAACUUCAACUGCAACGGCAAGAACGGCAACUCAGACGGAAGCAUCACUCACAGCUUUCAGCUGAAGAGCGCCUACGACAACAAUCUGAUGCCUUACACCAACUACACAUAUGACUUCAAGGGCGUGAUUGACUACAUCUUCUUCUCGAAGACCCACAUGAGCGUCCUCGGCCUGCUGGGACCGCUGGACAGCCAGUGGCUCGUCGACAACAACAUCACCGGCUGCCCCCACCCCCACAUCCCCUCGGACCACUUCUCCCUGCUGGCCCAGCUGGAGCUGCACCCCCCCCUGCCCCAUCCGCACAACCCCCUCAACGGGCUGCACCUGCCGGUCAACAGGUAGUGCAGCCUGACGGAGCCCCCGCCCACCCUCCCUCCCUCCCUAGCCCACCUUUUAAACACUGCCCCCCCCUCUCCCCCCUCCUCCAGCUUUAUACAGGGCCCUGUACAGUUUAUUGAUCACAUUAGACCUCAGACACCAUCCAACCCUCUCCAGCCCUCAGACACACUGACCCAGAAGGAGUGAAGUAUUCGCCCUGUUUGUUGCUCCUCUUUGUUGCACACUUUAAAUGUGUAAAUAAUUUUUUCCUCCCCCCCUCCCCCCCUAGAAACCAAAUGUUGGGCUCGGGAUGAAGCUGCUUCUUCUUUUUUUUUUUUUGCUUGUUGACUCUGCUCCUAUAACAACAAACCUUCACUAACGCUAUCGACCUUUUUAAGAUAUGUCCUCUGAAUUUGAUUUGGGUAAAAAAACUUAACACACUACGAUCAAGUCUAUAAGUUAUGAAUGUUAUAGGAGGAUGUGAAAGGUUUGUUUACAUCAGUACAUGUUUUAAAUUUUGAACAGCCAAGAAACCCUGAAACACUUUAGUCGUCGAUAUGAGAGAGAAAACACUUUUUAAAGCACCGGGCAUUUUAAAAGUAGUGUAACUUCGUUGUAACAGUAAACUGGUGUUUCAUGGGAACGAGAAGCUGAAAUCCUCUCACGUCGCAGCUGCAGGUCUCGGCUUUGCGGAGGUUAAAAAAAAAUCUCAGCACGAAAGCCGCCUCGUCACAGUUCGGCGUGUUGCUGCAUUCAGGUCCAUUCACCUCCAUGAAUUGUCUCCUAAAAUACGGGUCUUAAACCUUCUCAUCGAUCGUCACAGAGGUACAGAAUCAAUCCUGGACGAUCCACGCUCACUUUAAAAGAUGCAGCUCGUGACUUGCAUUGCCACCAAAUUGCCCCCCCCCCCCCGCCUACUCUUUGAAUUGUUUUUAAGACGGGAAACAUAUCAGCAACACGGUCCUGACAGUGACAAACUACGUGCUUUAGCUUUGGAACAUGUCUUAAGACUAUCUGUCCUGGUUCCCAUCACCUGACCGGCCAAAGAAUCUCCCCACAACAAGUGACUUACACUCUGCAGAUCACGAGAUAAUAUUUCAUUAUCGCUGCCAGAGAAAAAAAAAAAAAAAACUCCUGCAAAGAAUCUGCUGAUGAUUCGAGAGCAGGAGUCGAAUGUAUUUACCAGAGGCCAGCUUCCUGUGGACUCUGAACUUUGUGUCUUUGUUGUCUGAUGAGUAGAACUAAUAGCCCUUUAUGUAAGUUGUGACUCAGGGCUAUUCUAUGCAUCGAGCAGUACCUCUCAAACUCAAGACUCUCAGAGUCGCGUCAUACGAGCAAAACCAUUCAGGAAGCUAUUCUGAAAAUCCUUUAUAAGCACAGGUGAUGUAUGAGCGUUCAUACGGAGAUGUUGUUGCAGUAGAAGUCCCACGUCUUUGUGCAUUUUUGAUAAAACUACUGCCGCACAUAUGCUCCAUUCCCCAAAUUUGAGAAAUUAAAAUUCGAGUCCUGAGGAAGACGCAAAAAGUGUUGAAAUAAAUUUGGUUCAGAGUCUCUUCAAA
This is a messenger RNA of Paralichthys olivaceus (Japanese flounder), 3366 nucleotides long. It is a transcript of the gene cnot6l, whose product is annotated as CCR4-NOT transcription complex, subunit 6-like. Lineage: Eukaryota; Metazoa; Chordata; Actinopteri; Pleuronectiformes; Paralichthyidae. Gene Ontology annotation, molecular function: poly(A)-specific ribonuclease activity; protein binding. The record is from RefSeq and is a predicted model, not a curated record. Gene Ontology annotation, biological process: nuclear-transcribed mRNA poly(A) tail shortening. Gene Ontology annotation, cellular component: cytoplasm; nucleus; CCR4-NOT complex.